AUGCUCCGUUCUGGCUACGCCUUUCCUGCAACGCCCUUCUCAUAAAGCCCUGAUGUUCUCAACAGAUGGAGCCGAGGAUGGUUUUUAUUUAGAGGUUUAAGUGGCGGCAGGUCUGACACAUUGAAGAGUUCCCCUGCCCUGCAGCGGCCUGUGAGAAUCACCUGGAGGAAGAGGAGGAAGAGACGCAGCCCAGACAACGGCAGAAAUAGAAGCUGUUCUAACUUGGGAAACCUGUUAGGCUCUCUUUGAUCAACCAACAUGGCUUCAGUACGGGAAGUGUCCAGUUUCACUGAAGACCUGCUGUGCCCCAUUUGCCUCUGCCUCUUUCGCAAGCCCCACAUACUGGAGUGCGGCCACAGCUUCUGCGCUCCCUGCCUGGAGCCCUGCAUCCCCACUGGGGAAAGUAGCGGGCUCUGCCCCCAGUGCCGGCACCCCUUCACUUUGCGCCACAUGAACCGAGCCCUCUGCAGCUUGGCCGAGAAGGCCCGGCUUCUGAAGCUGGAUGAAAGGGCUCAGCUGAGCGGCUCCGGCGUCUGGUUCUUCUGUGAGGAACACGAGGAGCCUCUCAAGCUCUUCUGCAGCCAAGAUGAGGAGUGCGUUUGCGUCAUCUGCCGGGACUUGCCUCAGCACCGGGGACACGACUUCCUGCCCAUCAAAAAUGCGGUUCAGAUCUAUCAGGACCGGCUGAAGGCAUCUCUGGAGCCUCUUGAGGAAGGUCUCAGGCGGUUGAAAAGGAGCCAGUGCCACCAGCAGGAGAACAUUAUCGAAUUAAAGACCUGCUCCAAAUCCUUGUCUGAUCAUAUCUCUGAAGAGUUUAUGAAGAUGCACCAGCUGCUGAACGACCGAGAGCUGGCUAUAAAACAGGCCUUAGAAAACCAGAGAGAAAAGAACUUGGCUCAGAUGGAAACCAAGUUAAAGGAACUGGACUGCAAGUUGGCUUCACAUUCAGAAACUGUGUGCCGUGUACAGGCCAGCCUUGAAUGCAAAGACCACAUUAGUUUCCUUAAGGAGGCAAAAGAGUUGCUAGAGAGGGUCCGUAAGGAACAAGAAGGUCCGGAUGAACGCGAACUAGAUGCACUGGUAGGAGAAGAUGGGCUGGAGGCCAGCACUGAAGACACAGGUGAGUGUGAUAAUGAGACUGAUGAAGCUGUUUAUGAGGGAGAAGAACAGGAAGAAGAGGAAAAGGAGGAGGAGGAGGAGGAAGAAGAAGAGACAGCAAAGGAAGAAGAAGAGGAGAAGGAAGAGGAGGAGGAAGAAGAAGAGACAGCAGAGGAAGAAGAGGAGGAGGAAGAAGAAGAGACAGCAGAGGAAGAAGAAGAGGAGAAAGAAGAGGAGGAAGAAGAUGGAGUGGUGGCUGUAGACUUGAACCUGGGCGAGUUUAAAGGACCUCUGCAAUUCUACACCUGGAAGGAGCUCCUGGGUGAGCUACAUCCAGUCCCUGCAAGCAUCACUUUGGACUCCAACUCAGCUCAUCCCAGCUUGGUCCUUGUGGAAAAAGCCACCGGGGUCGAGUUCAGUCCUGACCAACAGAUCUGGCAAGAAAAGCUGGAGACCUUCACCGCCACCCCGUGUGUGGUGGGACGGAAGGGCAUUACCACUGGCCGCUUCUACUGGGAGGUCGAUGUCGAGGACAGCACCGAUUGGAUAGUGGGGAUGGCCAAAAAGUCUGUGAAGCGCAAGAAGCAGCUGAAUUUUCUGCCCAAGGAAGGGGUGUGGGCUAUUGAGCUGAAGGCGGGAGAAUACCAAGCUCUGAGUGAGCCCCGUACGCCCCUCUUGGUCUGUGGGAAGAUGAAGAAAGUUGGGGUCUACCUGGACUUUGAAGGGGGGCAGCUCUCUUUUUACAACAGCAGCAGCAUGACCCACCUCUACACCUUCCAAGCAUGCUUCCAACCUGCCCUUUCUAAGCGUGCUUCCAUGCUGCCCUUUCUCAGCACUCAAAGCAACUGUACCCUUGGUGUGUGGGGUCUGGAGCUUUGAGAUCUUAGCUCAGGGUGUAGCAUUGGAAAGAACAGCCUAGUGAAAGUUGAAAACAUCGAGGUGUGUUAGGAUGGCUGUUUUAAGAGAAAGUCCAUGCUAUUCCCUCUGUGCAAGCAAUCGCUCCAAGAUUUGAAACUGGUCUAACCUGACUUGUGGUCCAUGAUGGAUGUUCUAGGUGCAGAGAGUAAAUGUAGCUUUCAAGUUGACUUUCUAUUUCCCACAUGUUUAACUUCCUUGACCCAUUGACCAUAGUGAGGAUAGAGGUUGCCUCUGUCCACUGCAAGAAUCUCUGCCUCUGCAAGAUUUUUUACCUUCUUUCAAUGCAUUCCACUGCAGGCAAAAACAAUGAAGGCAAGCCAUAUUUCCUGCCCUUGGUUGGGAAGGCCUUAGUAGAGAUGUUCCAAUAUUCCAAUACUGAGUUGUGUUUGUAUUUGUAACAAAUGAUGGUUUUCCUCAUCGCCCUAUAAUUCUAUAGGGCAUUGCACAUCAAAACAACUAGAGACAAGGACAAUUGUUUUCCUCCAAUGCCAUCAUCAUGCUAAACAACUAAUUCCCACAACACUGUCUUAUGCCCUGGGAUGUCAAACCACCCAGUAGGGCUGUAUUACUAUUACCCUUCUCAUCUUUCCUAUUUUCCUAUUCCUUUAGCAUCUUAUGACUAUAACUUUAUCGUUUGUAUCUCAUGGUUUAUAUUGACUUCAGGAAAUAAGUCCAUGCUGAAAAUGAAAAUGAUGGUUUGUAUUGAUUGCUUUUAUUUAGUAUCUUAUUAUGAUUUAUGUUGAUUGCUUAUUUUGUAUGCUAUGAUGAUCGCUCAGGGUUGUUAUCUUAUGAUUUAUGAUGAUUGUAUUUUAUGAUUAUAAUCAUGAUUUAUCACUUAUUGCUUAUAUGUACAUAUAAGCAUGUAUGAGAACAUGUAUGAGAACUUAUGCACUGGAGACAAAUUCCUUGUGUGUCCAAUCACACUUGGCCAAUAAAGAAUUCUAUUCUAUUCUA
Molecule: messenger RNA, 2970 nt
Organism: Pantherophis guttatus
Lineage: Eukaryota; Metazoa; Chordata; Lepidosauria; Squamata; Colubridae
Source: RefSeq, a predicted model, not a curated record